Molecule: messenger RNA, 519 nt
Organism: Cordyceps fumosorosea ARSEF 2679
Lineage: Eukaryota; Fungi; Ascomycota; Sordariomycetes; Hypocreales; Cordycipitaceae
Product: Aldolase-type TIM barrel
Exons: 2
Coding region: 1-519 (172 amino acids)
Source: RefSeq, a predicted model, not a curated record
AUGGCUUCACAAGCUGCCGCCGCCACUCCCGGCAGCAGCAAAUCCACUUCGCAGUGGGCUGCGCGUUACCGCGGGGCCACCGUCGAGGACCUCGACCCCCCCGCCGCGCUCUCCCUCACCCCUGCCGACACCGUCUCCGACGCGCUGCAGUCCGCCUUUGAGCGCGACUACACCCACCUCACCGUCGUCGACGCCGCCACCCGCGCGCUCCUCGGCUACGUCGCCGUGCCCCGGCUGCGCGCCCAGCUCGACGCCGGCCGCGUCGGUCCCGCCGACCCGCUGUCCGCCGCCAUGACCCGGUUUCAGCGCCGCGGACGCACCUACCGCGUCAUCACCAUGCAGACGCCUCUCGAGGAGCUCGAGGCCUUUUUCCGGGGCGACGGCGACGGCGGCGACGGGGAAGGGAAAGGUGCCUGGGAGCAGGAGUUUGCGGUCGUGACGGACGAGAACAGGCGUUUCGUGCUGGGCGUUGCUACGGUGCAGGACCUGGAGGAGUUUGUCAAGAGGAGGCCGGCGUGA